Messenger RNA from Melampsora larici-populina 98AG31, 1155 nucleotides. Its product is annotated as family 15 glycoside hydrolase. Gene Ontology annotation, molecular function: glucan 1,4-alpha-glucosidase activity. Gene Ontology annotation, biological process: polysaccharide metabolic process. The record is from RefSeq and is a predicted model, not a curated record. Gene Ontology annotation, cellular component: fungal-type vacuole. The transcript is spliced from 10 exons. Lineage: Eukaryota; Fungi; Basidiomycota; Pucciniomycetes; Pucciniales; Melampsoraceae. Bases 1 to 1155 code for a protein of 384 amino acids.
AUGACCAAUGUUUUUUUGGUGAAAUUCUUGAUCAGUUUCUUUUGUUGGACUAGAGAUGCAGCUUUAACAUUUCAAGUUUUGAUUGAAAAUUUUAUUCAUGGAAGUACUUGGUUAGAACCUCUUAUUAAAAGUUACGUGGUGUCAGUUGGGACUAUUCAACGAGUCGAUAAUCCGUCAGGCACUCUUCUCUCCGAAGGUUUGGGGGAACCUAAAUUUCAUCCUAACCAGACUGCAUUCCUAGAGCCUUGGGGAAGACCUCAACGCGAUGGACCUGCCCUUCGCGCGUCUGGAUUAAUAGACUUUGGAUUUUCAAUCUGGUCGACUCAACCAGCUUAUGUUUCCAACGUAUUGUGGCCAAUCAUCCAGAAUGACUUGAGUUAUGUGGCUAACUACUGGAACAUGACUGGUUUUGAUCUUUGGGAGGAGAUCAACGGCUCAAGUUUUUUUACUAUAGCUGUACAGCACAAGGCAUUACGAAAGGGUUUCGAGUUCAGUAGCUUAUUCGGUUUGACAAACACAACCUACUACAAGAACUCUGGAAUGCUCUUAUGUUUCUUACAGUCCUUUUGGAACAAGAACUACAUAAUCUCCAAUCUGAACAAUGGACGUUCAGGUUUAGAUGUUAGUACGAUCUUAGCAAGUAUUCAUACCUUUUCAGCUGAUCUAGGUUGUGAUGAAGAAACCUAUCAACCUUGUUCGAGUCGAGCCUUAGCCAAUCAUAAAUCAGUCGUAGAUUCAUUUCGAAACAUUUAUCAUAUCAACUCGGGUUUCUCUCUUAAUGCUGCAAUAGCUAUUGGAAGAUAUCCUGAAGAUGAAUACUAUGAUGGAAAUCCUUGGUACCUUACUACUUUAGCUGCUGCAGAACAAUUGUACUCUGCUAUAAAUGUUUGGAAAACAGUUAAUCACAUCAACGUAACCGAAACCUCAUUUAAUUUCUUUCAAGCUCUUUUACCCAACAUCUCUAUUGGUUCAUACAACUCUGGUUCAAUGGUCUUUGAGAAUCUCUUGUUGAAUGUUAAAUCUUAUGCUGAUGGAUUUGUGAAUGUGGUUCGAGAUUAUAUUCCACCUAUUGGUCCUAUGCAUGAACAAUUUUCAAAGAUUGAUGGAAUGUCUGUUUCAGCUGGAGCCUUAACCUGGUCUGAUAUAUCAUUGUAA